AUGGGUGACGAGGUGGUCAACCUGCCGGACUUUUCCUCCGUACAGUCACCGGAUGACCUGGACCUGCUAUGCCUGCAAUUCGAAGCAUUUUCUGAUGGUUUGCCAGACGAGGAAGUCUCACAAAAGCUCAUGGACAGUUUUACUACUAUCGGAUGGCAGACGAUCACAGGCCGAGCUGGAAAUGACACCAUGUUCAAGUCCGACAUUUUACCACUUUGUGAAGAUAGUAUCUGUCUCAAGCACGCUUGCUUAGCAUAUCAAGCAAGUCUCGAUGUUGAUACCAGUCACUUGACACCUCUAUACAUGCAAUCGGCUCUUUCAAACUAUCUCAAUGACUUGGAAAACCCCAACAUGUUGUGCCAAGAUGUGACUUUGGCAACCGGGGUGCUGUUAUGCAGCGUCAGCAUAAACUCACUGUAUAUCUGGUCACCGCUGCUGAAAGGCCUCCACGGAGUCCUUCAAGCACGGGAGCUAUUGAAUGAUCCACAGAGGCCCCCCGUGGCGAAUCACCUCCUUGAAGCUGUUGGGUUAUUGGAUAUACCGUUCUUCACUCUAAAUAGAAUUACACCAUCGCUGGAAAUAUGGAAAUCCCACGUCCAACCACACAAACACUCUGGCGUUGAGCAAAUUUCGGGGAUACCUUAUAGUCUAAUGAACCUGCUAGCGAACAUGGACUCCACCACCAUCGAACAAGAUUUGUUGCGGUGGCCUGGAGAACUCGGCGAUGAGUUCGCACAGAUCCACCUCUGGGAAGCGUUCCGACUCGCCGGUAUUCUUCACAGCCGUUGUCUGGCUGAUCAUAACCAAGAUCAAACAACACCACCAAGAGCCAACAUCAGCACCGAAAUAUUACGGAUGAAGGUGUUUGCAUCCAUUCAAGCAAUUAUCGGGAUCGGCACCUUCAACUUUCGACUGUCACUCGCCAGGGCCAUACUAUACCCUCUCUUCAUAGCUGGCAUUCUGGCAGAAAAUGCUCAAGAACAGCAGCUGACACGUGUGGCCUUCCAGUACAUAAUGCAAAAAGGACAGGAGGGAACGGAGCAGAUAAUCAUGGAUAUUGUGGCAAAGGUUUGGAAGAAUGGGAAGGGCGGCAACGAAGCAUCCAAGUUGAUGAUAGCUACUGAGGCUACGGCGGAGCUGAAUGCUGAGAUUCAUCUUUACUAA
Molecule: messenger RNA, 1164 nt
Organism: Fusarium musae
Lineage: Eukaryota; Fungi; Ascomycota; Sordariomycetes; Hypocreales; Nectriaceae
Exons: 3
Coding region: 1-1164 (387 amino acids)
Source: RefSeq, a predicted model, not a curated record